GGCUAACUGGUUCGUAACCAUCAGUAGCCGAGACCUGGUGUAACAUGAAGGUGUCAACGAUACUACUGGUGUCUUUUGCGUCGUGGGUAGUGGCCCAUCCAGGUCUUCUGCACUCGGAAAAAGUCGACAACAAUUCGGAAGAAGAAAGAGCAGAGAAGCAAGAGAAGCUGAAUGUAUUAAUUGAAAAUUUAAUAUCAUUGAAAGAUAAAUUUACACCAUUGAAACUGUUUGAAAAUGGAAAGUUAGGGGAACCGGGGGCAUUUAAUAUAGCGCAGCAGAGUAUCGAGAAAUAUGGAAUUCCUACGUCACCGAUAGCGUUCUUGCUUGGUAAGGACAAUUUCAUCAUUUCGACGAUUUUAAACGCGAUUGGAACAGCCAAACAAGUGAUUGGAGCAGCCAAAGAAGUGAUUGAAACGAUCAAAAGCAAUAUUAAGAAAGUGAUAAAGUUGCCUUUCCUCGUGCGUGAAGAAAAGACAUCAGGAGCCAGUCUGGGCUUCGAGAAAACUGAUUCUGCUCAAUUGAAAGAGCAUGAAUCAAGUGAUAAAGACGAUUCUCGACUAUCGACAGGAAUUGAAGGAAUCGAUAUGAACGAGGUGAAAGAAGGUUACAGCAAUGGUUAUCGGAAAUCAACAGAAGGUGACGCAAAAGAAAUUGUCGGCGAAAAACACGUUAUUCACUCUGCUGAUUCUCCGGUAUCGUCGAAAGGGAAUGCAAAAACAGAUACCAGCGAGAGGAAACACUCGGAAAGGUCUCAGAUAUCAACGAAACUGGAAGAAAAAUCAGCUAGCACAAAAAAGCAGAGUCAUUCGGUCGAAAAAGCUGAGAAAAAGUCGUUAACUAGCGCGAAAGAAGAGACUUCUCAAGGUCCGAUGAAUGUUAUGGAAAAAGUAGCUGUCGACGAGGAAAGAAGACAAUUCGAAGAAGAGUAGAAGAAGCGUAGUAGCAUAUUGACCAUCGAUCGAUCAAACAGAGAAGUAAAUGCAUUAGAUAAGAAUAUAGAACAAUAAAGGAGAACUUAAUUUAAAAGGGAAAAAACACGAUUGUUCGUUUUUGUCAAAGUUAAGAACAAAUUUUCCAGAAAUUAACAAGAAUAGAAAGAUAACCGGAUAAUAAAAAUUGAUCAAGAAACGUCUAUCGUUGAAAGAGAAAGUAAAAAUACUUCACAUUUAUCUGGAAAAAUUGUUAAAAAUUUCAAGAAAAUACAUAGAAAACGCUGACACAACGACAUCUGUCGAAAGUAAUAUAAUCACGCACAGAAUGCUCGACCAUGAAAGGAUGAACUUCAUCGAGUGAGAAAAUUGAUGAAAAAUCAUCCGCUGUCAUGUAACGAUCGAUCUGCUGGAAAAACAACUACGACCAGAAAAAAGCGACAAUCUUUACAGACUAUUUCAAGACAUCAACAGAAAUUGAUGAAUAAGCAGUAAUCGAGGAGGAAAAAGAUGGUUGCUAGCGGAAUUUUAUAUCAUCAACUGGAAUUUCUAAGCAAGAAAACUAGAAAAAGACGGUCACUGGAGUACCUCUAGUGAAUCGACCAAACGUGUCAUGCAAAACAUAACUUUCAGAAGAAAAUAGUUUUAAAGUAUCAAUCGAUGUCGUCGGAGAUGGAACCGAGAGCAUGGAAGAAAACGAACGCGUCAGGAUUUCUUGCGUAUUAGCUAGAAUUGAUGAGUAAGCGAUUGUGGACAGCAUUGAUGUCGUGAUAGAACGAUUGUGAAGGACUUUAAAGAAUAAACGUCAAGUGCAUAAGGAGGAAUACUAACUAAGGCUAUUCAGAAGAAUGAAUAAUUAUAAAAUCAUUUGCAAAUAUCAAAAUGUCAUAUGUUUGAAAUAUUAACAAAUGCAUCUGUAACCGCCAUUGUAUAAAAUAGUGAAUAGUAUAGUUAAUAUUGUAUGAGCUAAUGGACAAAUUAUUUCAAACGUUAUGGUCACAACUUGUAAUUUACAAGUAUAUGUAUUAGUGGGCUGGAAAGCUUAAUUAUUUAAUUAUUUAAUCUACGUUACAUAUAUGGGUGUUUCUUUAUUUUUGUGUAUCUUAAAGGUAAUACAUAUCUUGUGCACACAUUACCUGCUUGUAUUUAAUUCGUUUAUUCACCUUGUUUUGUUAACUUAACGCUAGCUAUUAAUGUGAAUAUCUAAUAUUAAUUUACCGCGAAAGUUACAUACUGUAUAAUUUAUAUGAUAAUUAAAUAUAAUCCAGUAGAGAUAAUGGUUUCUGUAUUUCGACAAAAGGGAAUAUAUUUAGAUUCGAUAUAUUUUCAAUGAUUAAAUUCUCGAAAAUUUCUAAACUCGCCAGCCUAUAUAGAAAAACAGCACGACAAUAAUUAACUGUAAGCUUCACUUUGGCUACUUUCUUCGUAUUUAUCGAGUUGCAUUUGUGUGAUAUCGCAAGUGUGACAAUGCGACUGUUACUAGCUGCAAU
Molecule: messenger RNA, 2419 nt
Organism: Bombus huntii
Lineage: Eukaryota; Metazoa; Arthropoda; Insecta; Hymenoptera; Apidae
Exons: 5
Coding region: 45-929 (294 amino acids)
Source: RefSeq, a predicted model, not a curated record